AUGACUGACCUCUACCAAAGAAACAACCUCUUCUCAGUCGAUGGCCUAGUCGCAGUCAUCACCGGCGGCGGCUCCGGAAUCGGCUUGAUGAUGACGAAAGCCCUAGCCGCCAACGGAGCAAAAAAAAUCUACAUCAUCGGCCGCCGCAAGGAAGUCCUCGAAGAAGCCGCUUCCACCAAUCCUUCAGUCAUCAUCCCAGUAGUGGGGGAUGUAACCUCAAAGGACACCUUGAAAGCCAUCGCCUCACGCAUUGCUUCAGAGACUGGCUACAUCAACCUCUUGAUCUGCAACAGCGGCGCCAUGGGUCCCUCGGCCGGUGUCAACAAUCGCGAAGUCAGCAUCGCCGAAUACGCAGCAGCAGCUAUGAAUCAAUCCUGGGAUGCGGUAACAUCGACAUUGGAUAUCAAUGUUACAGCUGUGUUGUUCACUGCAUAUGCUUUUCUCGAACUGUUGGAUGCAGGCAACAAAAAUCCAGUGGCGGCAAAGACAAAGAGUCAGAUUUUGAUCACAGGGAGUAUCGCGGGCUUCAGCAAACAGCCUAAUCAGUCCAUGGCGUACAAGGCGAGUAAAGCGGCGGUCAUGCAUUUGGCGAAGAAUCUGUCGAGUGAAUUGUGGCCGUUCGAUAUUAGGUGCAAUGCUCUUGCUCCUGGCUUGUUCCCUUCAGACCUGGCGUCAAGUCUGAUCUCAAACUCGAAAGCGGAUCCCAGAGAGGAAGGAUCAUUCGAAAAGUCGUACAUUCCGGCUGAGAGGACGGGAGAUGAAGAAGACAUGGCUGGAACUGUCCUUUACAUCGCUUCCAGGGCUGGAGCAUAUCUGAACGGCAAUAUUCUGAUGAUCGACGGAGGACGUUUGAACAUCAUGCCCAACUCCUACUAG
Messenger RNA from Aureobasidium namibiae CBS 147.97, 876 nucleotides. Its product is annotated as NAD(P)-binding protein. The coding region runs from base 1 to 876 and encodes 291 amino acids. NCBI's taxonomy places the organism in Eukaryota, Fungi, Ascomycota, Dothideomycetes, Dothideales, Saccotheciaceae. The record is from RefSeq and is a predicted model, not a curated record. The transcript is spliced from 4 exons.